This is a messenger RNA of Cicer arietinum (chickpea), 720 nucleotides long. RefSeq names its product ethylene-responsive transcription factor ERF003-like. Gene Ontology annotation, molecular function: DNA binding; DNA-binding transcription factor activity. Lineage: Eukaryota; Viridiplantae; Streptophyta; Magnoliopsida; Fabales; Fabaceae. Gene Ontology annotation, biological process: regulation of DNA-templated transcription. The record is from RefSeq and is a predicted model, not a curated record.
CAACCUCCUCUUCCUCCAAUUGCUACCACCCCUCAAACAUUUUUCACAAACCACUUUCUUAAAAACAUUUUGUUUUCCCAAAACAUGGCUAGACCACAACAAAGAUUUCGAGGUGUUCGACAAAGGCAUUGGGGUUCUUGGGUCUCUGAGAUUCGCCAUCCUAUAUUGAAAACUAGAAUAUGGCUUGGUACAUUUGAAACAGCUGAAGAUGCUGCAAGAGCCUACGAUGAAGCAGCUAGACUAAUGUGUGGUUCAAGGACAAGAACAAAUUUCCCUCUAAACUCCAAUGUAUCGUCUUCAAAGAUUUUAUCACCAACUUUAACAGCUAAAUUGCAUAGGUGCUAUGUAGCUUCUUUGCAAUUGACUAGGAAAAUGUUAGUAGUUCCACCACCAACACAAAAUGUCAUGAUUUCCACAACAACAUCAACAAAUGGUAAAGCAUUGGAAAAUGGUAAUUCACAUGAGUUAUUUAAGGCUCUCGAAGAAGAUGAUCAUCAAAUAGAGCAAAUGAUUGAAGAGCUUCUUGAUUAUGGGUCUAUUGAACUCUGUUCUGCCACACACAAUACUCAAGAAUCUGCUGGACAAACUAUUUAAGCAUGUUAUUAUGUUGCUUAAUCGAUUAUUAUGAGAGUAUAGUCUAUUUUUCUCAACAUUCCAAAAUCUGUUUUUAGUAAAUCUAUUUCUCAAUUUGCUAACUUAACCAAUUAUUACAAUUUCAAU